Mucor mucedo is the source of this 1757-nucleotide messenger RNA. RefSeq names its product cytochrome P450. NCBI's taxonomy places the organism in Eukaryota, Fungi, Mucoromycota, Mucoromycetes, Mucorales, Mucoraceae. The record is from RefSeq and is a predicted model, not a curated record. Gene Ontology annotation, molecular function: iron ion binding; oxidoreductase activity, acting on paired donors, with incorporation or reduction of molecular oxygen; heme binding. The annotation marks the transcript as partial. The transcript has 2 exons.
UGGUAUAAAAGUGUAAAUCUUUCAUCUCAAUCUCCUCUCUCUCUCACCUUUUAAAUAGAAAUGAUGAAUUACCAAUUGGCCUACACAACCCUUCAACAACAUGUAGAAAAGUACAUUUUGUCACCUACAGGUCUUGAUGCUUCCACUGCAAAAACCCUCUCUCUGCAAUUGGGUAUAUCCACCAUCAUCAUCUAUUACUUUUACAAACUCAUUCUUUAUCGACUUUACCUUCACCCCGCUAAUCGUAUUCCUGGCCCCAAAGUCAGUUGGAUUCCCUUCAUGGGCAAUUUUUUCGAAAUUAUUAAAGAAGAAUCGGGUGUACCACAUAAAAGAUGGACAAAGCUUUAUGGUGGUAUUGUUACUUAUCAUGCCAUGUGGAAUAUACCUCGUGUCGUUGUCACAGAUCCUCUCUUAUUAAAACAAGUAUUGACAUCAAAUGAAUAUGAUUACAUCAAAUCUCCAGAGACUUCAAAUUUCUUAAGACGCAUGAUUGGUAAUGGUUUAUUAGUGGCAGAGGGUGAUACUCAUCGUCAUCAACGCAAAAUGUUAAACCCUGCUUUCUCUGUUAAUGCUAUUCGGUCUAUCUUGCCCUUGAUGGCAAAACCAGGUCAUCGAUUAAGAGAUACUUGGUUAGCCGCUAUUCAAUCUGAUCAGAAUAAAGUAGCAAAUGAUUGCACAGAAGUUCAAGUCUCGAGUGGUCUCUCUUUGGCUACAUUGGAUGUCAUUGGUUGGGCCUUUGGUCAAGAUUUUAAAGCCUUAGAGUUUGCAGGCACACCUCAUCAAAGUAAACUCAGUCAGGCCUAUUUACACUUGUUCUCGAGUGAUGUCUCUUUCAUGCGCUUCUUGUCCUUUAUCUUUCCUGCCUUGCGUUAUUUACCCACAGCAAGAAAUCGAUUGAUUCGCAGAGACUUGAAAUGGUUGGACGAAGAAAGUAAAGCAUUGGUUCAGGUUGGCAUCGAAAGAGCAAAGGCAGCAAAGGCCUCCGGUGUUGUUUCUGAUAAACCUAAAGAUCUUUUAGCUACCAUGGUAGAUCUCAUUGAUGAAGAAACCGGUCAAGGUUUUACUGCAGACGAGUUGAAGAACCAGUGUCUUACCUUCUUGGCUGCCGGACACGAAACAACUAGUGUCAGCUUGAGUUGGGCUCUUUGGUUGUUAGCAAGAGAUCAGGUCAUCCAAGAUGAAUUACGUUCUGAAGUCCUCACAUUGUUUAAAGACGACCAUGAAGUUCCUUCUUAUGAAGCCAUCAAUGCUUUACCACUCUUAAAUAACGUUGUACGCGAGACUUUACGAUUAAUUCCUGCUGUACCAGUCACCAAUCGAGUAACACGCGUACCUACAGUCUUGGGCUCACACGUCUUGCCAAUGGGCACACAUGUAUUUAUUUCUGUUGUGACCUCGCAUCAUUCUACCGAGAUCUGGGGUUCUGAUGCAGAAGAAUUUAACCCGAAACGUUGGGACAAUUCAGAAAAGAUUGGCAAUGCGUAUCAAUACAUGCCCUUUUUAGCGGGUGGAAGACAAUGUAUUGGGUAUAAAUUUGCUUUGGUCGAGUUUAAAUUGUUGCUUGCAAUUCUUGUACGAGAUAUUCAAUACUUUGAAAAACCCGAUUAUAAAAUUUCCAAGAAGCAGCAAAUUACAUUGAAACCUUUUCCUAAUAUGACACUUUGGCUUAAACCUGUUGUAAAUUAAAAUUAUCUGUAUAUCCUUCACUACUUACCUAUGUAUAACACCCCUCCCCUAUUUAAUAAAGCUACUCGUCU